AUGAUGGCCAUCUCAGCCGGCCUGUGGCUCAAUUUCAUCCUAAACAAAUUCAACCUCAAACACAUCACAAAACAUCUAAAAAUUGCCAACUACGACGAACGGUCACUGGAAAAAUCUACUACUCAUUUCUACCUUUGCGAUGUAUCAUCAGACCUAACAGCGAUCAUUUACCACAACAUUUGGAACAAUGAUCAUAUUCUCUUUAAACAAAUUAAAAUUGUUCGAUCAAUUUUGAAAGAUGAAUUGGUGGUUAUGACUGAUUCCAAUUCAGGUGAAUGUCGAUUCGAUAUAAUUUAUAUAGAUCCAUUAAGAUUCACUGAAAUCAACAUCGAUCGUGUCAUUUAUUAUAGUGGUGGAACUGAUUCAAAGUUAGCAUAUAAGAAGUCAUAG
Molecule: messenger RNA, 390 nt
Organism: Heterostelium album PN500
Lineage: Eukaryota; Evosea; Eumycetozoa; Acytosteliales; Acytosteliaceae
Exons: 5
Coding region: 1-390 (129 amino acids)
Source: RefSeq, a predicted model, not a curated record